Molecule: messenger RNA, 2372 nt
Organism: Wasmannia auropunctata (little fire ant)
Lineage: Eukaryota; Metazoa; Arthropoda; Insecta; Hymenoptera; Formicidae
Product: mucosa-associated lymphoid tissue lymphoma translocation protein 1-like
Exons: 11
Coding region: 398-2344 (648 amino acids)
Biological process (GO): proteolysis
Molecular function (GO): cysteine-type endopeptidase activity
Source: RefSeq, a predicted model, not a curated record
GCGGAUCAAACAAAAAACUUUAUCACUAAAAUAAGUCUGUUCGUGCCGUUUGUAUAUACGAAAAGACACGCAUAAAAAAGAAAAUAAAUAUCCAUGAUAGAUUAUUUGUAUAUAAUUAGAUGUAAUAUAAAUCCUAAUGCUGAAUUCCGUGCUUUUUCAAAAAAUAUUGUUAUAUUUUUAAUAAACAUAUCUUAAAAAAAAAAGAUUGGAAUAAAUGUAAUUUUUCCUGAAAUAUGAUAAUGUUUAUUCAUUAAUUUCCUCCUUUCGAGGAAAAUACGUGCUGCAAUGAGUAAUCCAUUUAACAGCAAGCAAAUUGCAACGUCGAUAAGAUUGUACAUACCUUUAAUUGUCUCAACUGUGAAAGUAUAAGUAAUUAAUAAAUACAGUUAUAUUUAAAAUGGCAAAAAUCAGUGAAGACGUGUAUUUAGAACAUAUUCCAUCAUCAAUGUACAACGAAUUAAUUUACGAAUUAAAUAAGGACUCGAGCUGGCAAACACUCGCUUGUCACGUAGCCAAGCAGCUUGGAUAUCAAUGGAACUCGUGGCUACAGUCAUUAGAACGGAAUACCAGUGCUACAAAAACACCAGCUGACAAUCUGCUAUUUGAACUCAAUGUAAAAAUGUGCACGGUCGGAAUAUUAUGCACAUUACUCAGAGACUGCGAACUUGGCAACGUUUUGUCAGUUUUACAUUAUCCAGAGCUAUCUGUAAUCGUUAAACAUCCCUCCAACGGCCUGGAACAUGAUACUUUGGAAAUAUCUCUCGGUCAGCACCUUCGCCUUUCCUGCAAAGCUACAGGUAUACCAUCGCCGAGUUACCAAUGGUGUCACAAUAAUAUUGAGCUGCAGAAACAGCAAAGUUGUGAACUUGACAUUGUUAUAAACAGCUGUGAUCAAGCUGGAGAGUAUAAUUGCAAAAUCUCACAAGUCACCAAUGAUGGGGAGGAAAUAUCUGUAUUGCUAACGAAAUCAGCUUUUGUAAAUAUAUCUCGUGUGCCUGUAAUUAUACAGCAGCAACCACCUGCUUUCUUAGAGCUAAAGGAAGGUGAAGAUUUUAUAAUAAAAUGUACAGCACUUGGUCAUCCUGCACCGCAUUAUCAGUGGUUCAGAGAUAAUACAAGAUUAGAAGGAGAAACAUCUAAUGUGUUAUACAUAAAACAAUUUAAUUCCAAGCAUGAAGGAAAAUAUCAUUGUUAUAUAAGUAAUGACGUGAAUGAAGUUAUUACUCAAAGAAGUCAUGUGAUGUUGGAUCUUCCUCGUGAAAAAGCAAUUGCAAAAAUAGCCUUGAUCAUUGCAAAUGACGAUUAUGAAAAUCACAAGUGUCUAGAAACGCCAAAGAAUGAUGCUGCAAAAAUUGGUAAUCUGUUAAAGGAGAUUGGUUUUAAAAUAAUCUGCUUGGUAAACUUGUCGCUUGAACAGACGAAGAGUGCUAUAAAGAUAUUUGGUGAGGUUUUAACGGAAGGAGUUUAUGGAUUGUUCUACUAUGCUGGACAUGGUUUUAAAAUGCAGGAAAGUUAUAUGCUUGCUGUUGACGCGCCAGAAUCUUAUUUAAGAAGAGAUGCAAUUUGCGAGAGUGAAUUGUUAGCUAUAUUACUGCAAAAUGAUCCUGCUCUUUUAGUGACGAUAUUGGACAUGUGUCAAACUGUACCACCAAAAGAAUGUAACCCUGAUAUUUAUAACGAAAUACCAAAAGUCAAAGAAUAUAAGAGUAGGAAAAAUCUACGGAAUUUAGUACAAGCAUACUCAACAUCUAGUUAUCGUCCUAGUUAUGAAAGAACAAAUAGCAAAUACGGAUUAUAUGCUAUGCAUCUGAGCAAAUAUAUCAGCAAAAAUAUCCCAGUCACAAAAGUAUUUGAAGAAGUAGGAAAAUCGAUAGACAAAUUGUUAAAGGGAACCGAACGUAAUCAAAUUCCAAUGUUUGCCUUAACUAUUACUAAACCAUUUCGUCUCACUGAUGCAAUUUACAAAAGAGAUCCAUCACCCGCACUAAAUCAUUUAAAUAAAUUAAUAGGUUUUUCAACUAAAUCUUUUGAAAUAAUCUUCAAGCAAGCUGGUAUUUCUGCCAAAGUUGUUAUCUCAUUAUUUAUGGAGCCUUAUCUAAAUCUAAUUAAGAUUUCAGUGUGCAAUUUAGAAGAGUUGGAAGUAAAUUUUUUUAAUUCUGUGCCAACCAAACAGAAUAAUUUGUUUCAAACCGCAGCCUCCAAACAAGAAUGUUGGAUGCAUAAUCCACAGAUCUGUCAGGGACCUUUGGUUGUAUCUGUUUCAAAAAAUGGGACACGUAUUGGCGCAACAUUGUUGCAUAUUAAAAAGUAUAUUCCAUUAAUAUUGGAAAAUAUUAACAGCUAAUAUAUUAUACAGAAUGUACAAACUUAAU